Molecule: messenger RNA, 339 nt
Organism: Eurytemora carolleeae
Lineage: Eukaryota; Metazoa; Arthropoda; Copepoda; Calanoida; Temoridae
Product: protein BTG2-like
Exons: 1
Coding region: 1-339 (112 amino acids)
Biological process (GO): negative regulation of cell population proliferation; negative regulation of mitotic cell cycle
Cellular component (GO): nucleus; cytoplasm
Source: RefSeq, a predicted model, not a curated record
AUGGAUCCUCUGGUGGGACAGGCUGGGGAGGCCUGUGGAUUGUCCUCCAAGUUCUUGCAUCAAAUCUUUCCAAGUGAACUCACGCUUUGGAUUGAUCCUUUAGAGGUAUCUUAUAGGAUCGGAGAGAAUGGAAGUAUUUGUGUGUUGUACGAACACCAGGAGGGAGUUACAGAUCCAUGGAGGCCAACCCUUCAUCUUAACAAUAAGAACACAACCUCAAGUCAGAACAAGAAUGUUGUGAGGACAACGGGGAUCGAACUCAAGAGUCCAACGACGUGUAGUCAGGACUCCUACAGAAAUAUGUCGAUAGAACAGUUGGCGGCGUUCGUCUCCAGCUAG